AUGACAGCGGCAAGAAAAGUGGAGGUCGCCUCGACCAGCUCGAUCUUGCUUUGGGCUCUUAUCUUGUCUCACAUGAAUCUAUCUGAAUUGUGGUGUAUCGACCGUGAGACAACGCUUCGCCGGCUCCGGGCUCCGGGCAUCACGGCCACCCGCAUCGUAUUGGCCUUGUGUAUGUACGUGCAACAUCGAGUCAGCACCGAACCCUCAGAGAUGGAUGGCAUCGAGAUAAUAUCAAGUGGGUUGGAUGGUCCAUCUCUCACCAAGAUCCCCGUCGUAGCAAAAGUCCCCUCUGCUGGGAACAAUCGCACCAUCGACAAGUGCGGCAUGAUUCUGCUUGGCAGACGUCUAUCAAGUAUCUCAUCGAGAAACAAACAGAAGUUUGGUGAUACAAUUGGUCGCGACCUAAUUUCCACGUGCUGCCAAUCUACGGUUCGCGAGGAUCCGCUUGGAUCCCGUCAACCAUCCGAUAAGAAGACCUCCGUUAUACAAGCAUCAGGUGACGACCUGGUCCCUACAUGGCACCGCCCGAUAAAGCUCACCCUAGGCUAUGCUUCUUUUUCCCGCCGCAGACUUAACCGCACGACCCCCGUUAACCCGCACCAUCUCUUACUUGAGAGAAAAGGAAACGUUGGUUGGCUACACAAAGAAGGCGAAUCAGAGCCACAAGGACCCCUGGGGAUCGCCUCUCCAAGUCUUAUGGGUAAAAGGUCAUUGAAGCCAUUCUCCGGCCGGGAUUGGUUCCCUCCCCCAUGUCCCAGAGACCCGCCAGCGUUCAUUAGGCUGUUCUGCUGCGAGAUCAAGGGGAGAAGGGGGAAUAAAGGCCGUACGAUCAUCAACAAUGCCCCAUCUCCCGCAGCUGCUACCUCGCCCGAUCCGCAAAGCCACUGCCGUGUCGAGGAGGUGCAGAAGAUGUUCCUGGACGGAAGAGGGGGAUCGACAUCCCAACACCCCAUGUCCGCAGCGCCCAACACGACAUUCUCACCAGCCCUGUUGGUCCGGUCUAGUACACCAGCAGUUUUCCCGCCCCUGGGCCCCGACGGUGAACUUGCGUCUCGACUUGAGGCUCUCUGCGGCCUCCUGGGGGCCCACGAUGCGUCUCUUCCAACGAGAGCGUCGGGUCAUGGAUGCGGCUCGCUUGAAGGGCCUGGAUUCGAGCUGUCAUCGACUGCGGAUCUGCCCACCUGCCCGACUUGGAAGGGUGAAUGGCCACUCGAUGCGUGCGCUGGAUCAUGGUCCAUGGGAUCAUGCAGAUGGACGAAGGAUGGUAUAAGACCGGUCGGUCUGCUGCACCUUGGAUAUCGUACACCAUCCACUCGCUCACUAUACAACUCACUCGCUCAUCUCAACGCCUCACUGAUACCCAAACCCAACGUCACGAUGCACGCCGCAACAAUCCUCGCGCUCCUCCCCCUCGCCGCCGUCGCGGCUCCCUCACGCCGCGCUCAGCCCGCACCCCUCAUCAAGCCGCGGGGCGCAACUCUCGUGGCGGACAAGUACAUCGUCCGCCUCAAGAAUGAGGCCAAGACCGGCGCUCUUCAAAGCGUCAUGAAGACCUUCUCCGCUGACGCCGACCACGUCUACAACUUUGCCGGUAGCGAGAGUGGCAGCAUCCCCUACCUCCGCGGAUUCGCGUCUACGCUGAACGCGACCGAACUCGAGAGCCUCCAGAAUGACCCGGACGUCGACUUUAUCGAGCAGGACGCCAUCGUGACGAUCAAGGCUACGCAGAGGAGCGCGCCAUGGGGUCUUGCCAGAUUGUCCAGCACAGCGCCGGGUUCGACUACGUAUAGCUACGAUGAGAGCGCCGGAGAGGGCACCUGUGCUUACAUUGUCGAUACCGGCAUUGAUAUCGAGCACCCAGACUUUGAAGGCCGCGCCACCUUCCUCGCAAACUUCGCCGACAGCUCAGACACGGACGGCCAGGGCCACGGCACCCACGUCGCCGGCACACUCUUCGCCGUGAAGGUCCUCGACUCUAACGGCGAGGGCACCAACUCGGGCGUCAUCGCCGGUAUGGACUUUGUCGCGACCGACGCCGCCGGCCAGACGGGCUGCGCCAAGGGCGUCGUCGUCAACAUGUCGCUCGGCGGGCAGACCUCAACAGCCGUGAACCAGGCCGCUGCGGCGAUUGUGAAGGCGGGCCACUUCUUGGCUGUCGCUGCGGGUAACGAGGCGGCGGACGCGUCUACAUCUUCGCCCGCGAGCGAGGAGAGCGUGUGUACUGUCGGGGCGACGACCAAGACUGACGCCUUGGCGGAGUACUCCAACUUUGGAGCUUCUGUCGAUAUCUUGGCGCCUGGCACCAACAUUAUGAGCACCUGGCCCGGUGGAAAGACUAACACAAUCUCCGGUACGUCCAUGGCGAGCCCCCACAUCGCCGGUCUCGCAGCCUACCUUCUCGGUCUCGGCUCGGCGCCUUCGGAUCCCGUCCAGCUGUGCAGCUACAUCGCCGAGACGGCGCUUGACGGUGCCAUCAGCCAAGUGCCUCGCCAGACUGUCAACAAGCUCGCCAACAACGGCUUUGCUGGAAACGGCACCGCCAAGGCCACGGACGGUUCCGUGGUUGGCAGACAGCUGAACAGGAAGUUCGCCCCUCGUGCUUAG
Colletotrichum lupini is the source of this 2604-nucleotide messenger RNA. Its product is annotated as subtilase. The transcript is spliced from 13 exons. Bases 1 to 2604 code for a protein of 867 amino acids. Gene Ontology annotation, biological process: proteolysis. Lineage: Eukaryota; Fungi; Ascomycota; Sordariomycetes; Glomerellales; Glomerellaceae. Gene Ontology annotation, molecular function: serine-type endopeptidase activity. The record is from RefSeq and is a predicted model, not a curated record.